AUGCCAUCGCUCGAAGCUGCACGCUCCUCUAACGCCGAUUACGCCCCGCCUUCGCCUCCAGUCGCGAUCUUCGUCGGGGGCACGUCCGGCAUCGGACGUGCCAUGGCGGAGACCCUCGCCCGCUAUACCAACGGCAAUGUGAACAUCAUCAUCAUUGGGAGGAAUCGUGCCGCAGCCGAGGCCAUUAUCGCAUCCUUUCCGCCGCCCCCGGCGGGUGUACAACACGAAUUCGUGCCCUGCGAUGCCAACCUGAUGAAGAACGUCGAGUCGACAACGCAAGGCCUUCUCGCACGCCUGCCCAAGGUGAACUAUCUCGUCCUCUCCUCGGCGAAUUUGCGGUUCUUUGGGAGGGGUGAGACCAGCGAGGGCAUAGACGACCUCGCCGUGCUGAUGUACUACGCUCGAUGGAAGUUCAUCCAUGACUUGAUUCCGCUGCUGAGGAAGGCGAAAGAUGCGGGCGAGGAUGCGAAGGUCAUGUCGGUCGCAGGGCCGGGGUUGGGCAAUGGUAUCGACCUGGACGACCUCGGGCCAAAGAGGAAUCGAGGCAUUCUGAACAUGCGAGCCCAGCUCUCAAUGUACAAUGAUCUCAUGAUCGAGGCCUUCGCAGAGCGCGAUCCCACCAUGUCAUUCAUUCACAUCUGGCCAGGAAUUGUAGACACGCCAAUAUUGGGGCGAUUCUUCUGGUUCCUCUUCUAUUUCUUCUCUGUGUCUGCCGAAGAAUGUGCGGAGUAUAUGCUUUGCGCACUCUUCACUGCGGGCCCUGGCGCCCAUCGCAUGGACAAUCACGGCGACGACAUGGGGAAGGAGCGGCACUACGGCUCUGAUGAGGCAAGUCAGCGUCUCUGGGAGUUCACAGAAGGAGAAAUUGCGCGCGCGAUGAACGUUGCCUAA
Laetiporus sulphureus 93-53 is the source of this 891-nucleotide messenger RNA. Its product is annotated as NAD(P)-binding protein. Bases 1 to 891 code for a protein of 296 amino acids. The transcript has 2 exons. NCBI's taxonomy places the organism in Eukaryota, Fungi, Basidiomycota, Agaricomycetes, Polyporales, Laetiporaceae. The record is from RefSeq and is a predicted model, not a curated record. Gene Ontology annotation, biological process: secondary metabolic process.